GGUUACAAAUUGAAGGCCCAACGAUGAUGGAUUGAUGGGAGCCCUUCAUUGAGUCUCCGAGGAACCCUAGACUCCAAAUUGGUAAAUCUCUCUUUGCAAAAUCUCCGAGGAACCCAACGGCAUUGCUAAAUUUCUUUGCUGGAAUUUAAGGGCAGGGUUGCUGGUGAUGCAUUUCUUAGUGGGGUUAUCUUUAGCUUAGCUUCUGACCAAAGUCUUUUCCAGGCCUAGCAUCACUGACAACAACAAUCAUGGGUUACUUCGACCUCAACAUCCCCUACCCUGAUCCUUCCCCUGCCAACAAGCCCACUGAGCAAGGUAACCGUACGAGGCUGGCAGUGAAGGCCAUGGAGUUUGGCUACACCGGAAUCGCUUACAACCGCACGAUCAAGGGCGUCAUGUCCGAUCACCACCGUUGCUCCAUCUCUCCCCUCACCCUCUCCUCUCUCCUCAACGUCCUUCCCUCUCUCUCCCUCUCCGCCAACCUCCACCGCCUCCUACUCCAUGUCCCACUCUCCACCCCCUUCCGUCAGUACACACGUCUCACCGUCUGCGUCGAUAGUGCUUCCCAGGCUCAAGCCCUCAAUUCGGGUAACCCUAUUUUGAAAACCUAUGAUCUGGUCGCUGUUAAGCCUUUGAAUCAGAUCGCCUUUGAUCUUGCAUGUGAGAGAAUGGAGGUGGAUAUUAUCUCUAUUGAUUUCUCAGCUAAGUUGCCCUUUAGAUUGAAGCAACCUAUGGUUAAAGCUGCUACUCAGCGUGGGGUUUGUUUUGAAGUCACGUACUCUGGUUUAUUUGCUGAUAUUCAAAUAAGGAGACAGCUAAUUUCCAGUGCCAAGUUGUUGAUGGAUUGGACUCGGGGACAAAACAUUGUAUUUUCUAGUGCUGCUCCUACGGUGAAUGAGCUUAGAGGGCCCUGUGAUGUUGCAAACUUGUUGUCAUUGUUUGGGCUUUCCAAGGAGCGAGCUAAUGCGGCUAUUUCUAAAAACUGUAGGAUUCUUUUAGCUAAUUCUUUAAGGAAAAAGCGAUUUUACAAAGAGGCAAUAAGAGUAGAAGUUUUAUCAUCAGAUGCGGCAUCUCAUUCUAAGGAAGACCGGUAUCAAGAGUUACUAAAGUGGGACCCUAUCUCCAGUGGUGAAGGUGAUAUCCUGUUGGAUGAUAUGCAAAAAUCUUCUCUAUUCUCCUGUAAAGCAUCAAAACCUGCAAAAGCCAUUGACUUUGCUUCCGUGGUCAAAAGCCUUCCAUCUCAUGGUUUUGAAAUCAAGGAUAUCUUACCUGCAAAUAAUGCUUUCCCUGUCUGUGCAGACAAUAAAAUAAAUUUCCCGCCAGUUGCCGAAAAACUAAGUCAGUCAACACAUGUACCUAACAAUUUAACUGAGAAGUCCAACAUACUUGUUGUUUGUCCUGAGUAUGAUGAAAACUCCGUACCAGAUGCUAUAACAAGAGGUCAAAUUUUGAGGUGUGACAACAUUUUUGAGAAUAAUAUAUGUAGUGGAACAACUGAUGCUGUCAAUUUGAAGGAGACAAACAUUCCGGCAGCCAUUGACUCUAUUUCAGUGGCUGAGGGCCUUCCGUCCCCUGGUUUUCAUGAUAAAUGUAAUAAUGAGAAAAGUUCUGAUGUUAAUUUAAAUGAACAAAUUGGGAGGAUUUGUGAAGCUUUGCCAAAUGAAGAUUUAAAAAUUGCAGAGCAACCAGUCUUGGAGUUAAACACAUCAGUUUCUGAUAGUUCAAUGGAGGACAAACGGGAAACUGAUGCACUUGAACUUGAUGAGAUGAAAAUGGAAGAUGAUUCCACUUCUGCAAAACAUUUAUUGCCAGAUGUUAUAAUGAAAGAUAAAAGGCUUAGUGAAGUGAGCACUGAUUCUGAUCAGUUUGCCUCAGGUGGAUUGAGAGUGAAGCGAAGGACGCCUCAGGGACUACCUUUAUUCCCCUUCAGGCGAUUGCUGAAUCCAACGCCUUUUAAGAAGAAAGGUAAAACAAGCAAGAGCAGAACUAAGCUAAAGUAAUUUUUUUUCCGGAUUAUCAUUGUUACAUGGCUUAUAUGUGAGCUAAUUCUUUGUAAUGUCUAUUAAUACUAGCAUAUAAUGUUAGUAAAAUUUUAUAAUUUUAUAUAUCUUGUUAUGUAAUUUGGAAAAUUAUAUUUGAUUGUGAUGUGUUUAUAUCACAAUUCAGUAAGAAAUUCUAAAUUAGUGUCAUAAUUGCUUUAA
Messenger RNA from Glycine soja, 2201 nucleotides. RefSeq lists its product as uncharacterized. Gene Ontology annotation, molecular function: RNA binding. The transcript has 7 exons. Gene Ontology annotation, cellular component: nucleolar ribonuclease P complex. Gene Ontology annotation, biological process: tRNA processing. The coding region runs from base 249 to 2000 and encodes 583 amino acids. Lineage: Eukaryota; Viridiplantae; Streptophyta; Magnoliopsida; Fabales; Fabaceae. The record is from RefSeq and is a predicted model, not a curated record.